CACAGCGUCUGUCGUUCAUUUUGUACGCCAUUUUGUCGUUGGUUGUGUGCGUUGCCGCCGGGUGUAGAAAAAGUGAAUUUCUCAGUCAAAUCAGCGUACAAAAUCAGUAAAAAUGGUCGACACAAUUGAAAUGAGUUUAGAUGAGAUAAUAAAAUCCAAGCCCCGGCGCGGCGGCCGUCGCGGAGGUCGCGGCGGAACCCGCGGGGGUGGCGCGCCAAGACGCGGCACGUUCCGAAGAGCCGGCGGCGUCCAAAGGGGCCGAGGACGCGGAGGAAUAACGCGCCAGUACACCCGGGGAGAUGUGAACAGUGCUUGGAAGCACGAUCUGUUCGAGGGCUACGGCCCGCGUAAAGUGGCCGCGGCUCGGGCCGUUGUGCAGUCCAAUGUGGGCCCCACUAAGCUCAUGGUGGGCAAUUUAGACUUUGCGGUCUCCGACUCGGAUAUUCAGGAAUUGUUCGCCGAGUUUGGGCCGCUAAAGAGCGCCUCGGUGCACUAUGACCGCUCGGGGCGGUCGCUCGGCACCGCUGAUGUGAUUUUCGAAAGGCGCACCGACGCUAUUAAGGCCAUGAAGCAGUACAACGGAGUGCCUCUCGACGGACGCGCCAUGAACAUUCAAAUCAUCACGUCGGAGAUUCCGUCGCCGGUCAGGAGGCCCACGGGAGAGAGGAAGUUCCAAAGCAGAAGAGGGGCUGCACCUGCCAAGGGACGACCUAACAGAGGUCGUGGAGGAGGACGAAGUUUCAGAAAUCAAAAGAAACAACCGACAGCUGAAGAACUCGACGCUGAAUUAGACGCCUACACCAAGGAGAUGAAAUAAAAUAAGUGCUAUUAAUAUCAGAGACGCUCAACGCGCCACUUUUUGUGACUUGUGUUUAGUUCUUUCGUAUUUUUAUUUUGUAUUUUGAUUGUAACAUCGAGCCUUACAUUUUAUAAAAAAUAACCACUAAAGUACGAGGAUUACGUAUGCGGUUCGUUUUUUCCACAACUAAAUCUAGUGUUAGGCUGUUUUCUCUUGUUAAUGUAAAUUGUAUUGAUAGGAAUAAAUAAGAAUUAAGUGUGA
Messenger RNA from Tribolium castaneum (red flour beetle), 1060 nucleotides. It is a transcript of the gene Ref1, whose product is annotated as RNA and export factor binding protein 1. The transcript is spliced from 3 exons. Gene Ontology annotation, biological process: mRNA export from nucleus. The record is from RefSeq and is a predicted model, not a curated record. NCBI's taxonomy places the organism in Eukaryota, Metazoa, Arthropoda, Insecta, Coleoptera, Tenebrionidae. The coding region runs from base 113 to 817 and encodes 234 amino acids. Gene Ontology annotation, molecular function: mRNA binding. Gene Ontology annotation, cellular component: nucleus.